CUCACAUUCCAGCGCAGAGUAUUUCUGAUAUAGCAUUAAAGACUUUCAUUCAUUCCCCGUUGUUUCUGCUGCUCACUAGACAGCACAAACCCAAUUUUACUCUCGACUUCUCUCCAGCAGUGUAAGACAAUGAUACCACAUGCUUUCUUUUAUUAUCAUCACUUACCCUCAUAAAUACAGUAAUGCAAUUCAAUCAUACUUAUCCCACAUACACCCAUUAUUGACACAUGCUCAAGUCCCUUAUCUCCACGGAUUUUCCCGUAGACCUUGGUGUUCUUUUUCUCUCAAUAUCUUGGGUGAGGAAAGGCCGGCGGUUUUCUAUUUUUGGUCAAAUAUCUGAUGGGCUAAGUUGCUUAAGAGGGUAGGAAUUUUCUUGCAUUCUGGGUUCGUGGAGACGGCGUGGUUUGGUUUGGAUAGUUGGUGGGUGCGUGUUUAUUUACUGUUAUUCUCACAUUAUGAAGGUUUCUGGGAUCUGGUUUUCGUACUUUGUUGUUGGGACAGCUUUAAUGUUCUUUAACUUGUCUUGCACCACUACAUCAACUAGCUUGUCAAUUUCUGAUGUGUUCUUCACUGGCAGAGGGGGUGAACUGAUAAUGACAGCAACCAGCAGGAAGCUCAAGGAGAACAACUAUUAUCCUAGCACAGACAAGAAGGGUGAUACUAGCCUCUUGAAUCUAGAUGACUAUCACCCUAUAGAUCCAGUUCCAAGUUCAAAAGCUUCCAUCAAACCUGGACCCAUUGAGCAUGGCACUCCUCUGAACCCAUUUAUUCCCAAGCCUUCUGCUCCUAGCCCUGCACCUCCCAAGAAGGUCGGUUAGCUUAACUAGUUUACUGAUCCAUUACUCAAAAUGGAAGUAUGCUAAUAACAUAAAGAACAUAGCUUCUUAGUUUUCAUGUGGUCUUUUUAGUACUUUGUCAAUUUUAUGGUCUAUAUAGCGCAACUUAAGUUAUGCGUCGUCUUGUUCGGUGUAGAUGGUUUGAAUAUGUUUGCAAUUGAUGUACUUAAUGUUAAGGAAUCUGUUAUCCUUUGAGAAAUGACUAUUAUGUAUUUCAGUAAAUGAAUGAAUAUUUUUGUGCAUAAAAUAGUUGAUUUCA
Molecule: messenger RNA, 1095 nt
Organism: Ricinus communis (castor bean)
Lineage: Eukaryota; Viridiplantae; Streptophyta; Magnoliopsida; Malpighiales; Euphorbiaceae
Exons: 3
Coding region: 456-818 (120 amino acids)
Source: RefSeq, a predicted model, not a curated record